AUGGUGGAUGACUACAGGGCAAUGUUCAGCCGCUUUUGGGAGCGUUUCAGACCAGGUCACCCUGACCAUCCAGUUUACCAGAAGUCUGUGGAGCAGCGAAGCUCCACCAUACCCAUAGCGAUCCAUGGUGAUGAAGGCCGAGGCCUUGCAAAGGUACCAGUACUUGUACUUGCCUAUCAGGUCAUGAUCCCUUACUCAGGUGAAAACAAGCUUAACUCAUCGAAGCAUUCCUACACCACACGGCUCUUGACGACCCUGUUGCCUUCAAACUGGUACGCCAAGAAGGACGCCAGCAUCAAUGCCAUUCUGCAGGCCUUGGCUCACGAUUUGACCCAGUUGCUGGAUGUUGGGAUCACUGUUUGUGGCAAACAGCAGCGCUUUUAUGCAGCAUAUGUUGCCUGCAAAGGCGACUGGCCUUGGCUUAGAAAGGCCUAUGCACUAUACAGUGGCUUCACCUCGAAAAGGAUUUGCCAUUUAUGUGAUGUAUCUGACCCUUUGAUCUAUAGUGACAAGUUUUGA
Molecule: messenger RNA, 519 nt
Organism: Durusdinium trenchii
Lineage: Eukaryota; Dinophyceae; Suessiales; Symbiodiniaceae
Source: the annotation of a GenBank genome assembly